CGUUGACCGCUCGGUGCAGGGGGCGGAACGUCCUGAGAUCCCGCAGGGCCUGCAGUGCGCAGAGGACGCGGCUGGAGCAUGUUCCGCCUCCUGAGCCGGACGCUGGGGCGAGGUCUUCUGCGGGCCGCAGGGCGGCGUUGUCGGGGUUGCUCGGCGCGCUUGUUCCAGAGGUCCUCGGAAAGCCAGGAGCUCGAGGUGUUGGUGCCGUCCCCCCGAGUUGCACCGCACGGCCGGGGCCCGGGCCUGCUGCCCCUCCUGGCAGCGCUUUCCUGGUUCUCGAGGCCUGCUGCAGCAGACCGGGACGAGCAGCAGGGAGCAGGCGGGGCCGCCCCCGAGGACGCGGCAGAUGAGGCAGAGGCGGAGAUCAUACGGCUGCUGAAACGAGCCAAGUUGAGCAUCAUGAAAGAUGAACCAGAAGAGGCUGAGCUAAUUUUGCAUGAUGCUCUUCGCCUUGCCUAUCAGAGUGAUAAUAAGAAGGCCAUCACUUACACUUAUGAUUUGAUGGCCAACUUAGCAUUUAUACGAGGUCAACUUGAAAAUGCAGAACAACUUUUUAAAGCAACAAUGAGUUACCUGCUUGGAGGGGGUAUGAAGCAGGAAGACAAUGCUAUAAUUGAAAUCUCUCUCAAGUUGGCCAGUAUCUAUGCUGCUCAGAAUAGACAAGAAUUUGCUCUUGCUGGCUAUGAAUUCUGCAUUUCAACUCUAGAGGAAAAAAUUGAACGAGAAAAGGGUUUAGCAGAAGAUGCUAUGUCAGAAGAAGAAAAAGCCAAUACCCACCUUCUCCUGGGCAUGUGCUUAGAUUCUUGUGCACGAUACCUUCUAUUCUCCAAACAGCCAUCCCAGGCACAAAGGAUGUAUGAAAAAGCUCUGCAGAUAUCAGAAGAAAUACAAGGAGAAAGACAUCCACAGACAAUUGUACUGAUGAGUGACCUGGCUACUACAUUGGAUGCACAGGGGCACUUUGAUGAAGCCUAUGUUUAUAUGGAAAGGGCAUCAGAACUGGCAAGACAGAUAAAUCAUCCUGAGCUGCACAUGGUACUCAGUAAUCUAGCUGCAAUUUUGAUACAUAGAGACCAAAAUACUUAUCACAUGGCAAAGGGGAAUUAUGGAUACAGGGAAGUGAACAGACUGCACACACCCUUCCAGCCCACUGAAUUCAAGUUACCUAGAAUACCCGUGAGGGUCAACACAGAGGCUAUCUCCAUCCACAGGAUAUUCCCCGGAUAAGACAAAAGUUUUGCCUGAUUCUUUCAGUCCUGCUGUGAAACUUGUAAUUGCAGUUUGAAUGAAAACAGGCGACCUGGAGAUUACAAAGCAUUUUGUGCCAGGAAGGGAAGGAAUCUGGGGACAUAAAAUGUUUUUCCAGCUUCCAGCUUGAUGCUUUAAAUUUUUAAAUGAAAAAAAGAAUGCAAGAUAUAAGUGGGUUCUUAAACAAAUGAAUGAGGUAAAAUUGCAGGAGGAUCAACUCUUAACCUAAGGAUGAGAGCCAUCUGUGAAGAUGUGAGAGUAAGGGUGCCUAGAGGCUGAUAUUCUUUAUCAGGUAGAUUUGAGACAAGAGGAGAAAAAUUUUUCAGGAAACAUAAAACAGUAACUAUGGAUGACAGUCUUUGUUACAAGCCUAUUAACAGUGAAUAAACUGAACCUGAAAUAAUUUAGCAUUACAGUUCUCACAGAGUUUGUGGAAUAGAACUCAUUACCUAUUUAGCUAUUAUUGGUUAAAUCUUAAAUUACAGUAAGGGAUUUCUUCUUUUUUCUUUUUUGUACCAGGGAUUGAUCUUAGGACCUUGUGCUUGUCAGGCAGGUGCUUAAGCUUCUGAGCUAUGUCCCCAGGAUCCAGGGCCUUUACACUGAGGUAUGUCUCCAGCCUUUUAUACUUUUUGGUUAAAAGAGAUGUUUUCAGGCCAGUUAAGACAGCUCACAGCUCAGUGGUGUAAGUGCCUGCCUGGCAUGCAGAAUGUCCGGAGUUUGAU
Octodon degus (degu) is the source of this 1970-nucleotide messenger RNA. RefSeq names its product tetratricopeptide repeat domain 19 (gene Ttc19). Gene Ontology annotation, molecular function: protein binding. The record is from RefSeq and is a predicted model, not a curated record. Bases 79 to 1227 code for a protein of 382 amino acids. Gene Ontology annotation, cellular component: mitochondrial inner membrane. NCBI's taxonomy places the organism in Eukaryota, Metazoa, Chordata, Mammalia, Rodentia, Octodontidae. The transcript is spliced from 12 exons. Gene Ontology annotation, biological process: mitochondrial respiratory chain complex III assembly.